AUGCCACACUUAGAUGCAAUUUACAUCUUCUGUGAUGACAAAUUCAGACAUCAAGGAUGGACACAAAACUGGACAAAAAUUAAAGGUGUUCAUACAAAUAUUACAGAAAUUUGCCAAGCAUUACAAUUGGCUGUUAAGCAGUACGACCAGGACACAAUAGCCGUAAGUUUUCUUACGUUAAAUGAAAUGGCUUCACUUGAUAAUUUAAAUCAGUUGGAGUCAAAUUUUAUGUAUACGAAAAUACUCAAAGCAAUUCUCCCUGAUAUUGAAUAUGAUCGCAAGGCGAUCAAAAACUUAGCAGCUUGUUGCCGCGAAGUUUUUGAUGGCAAUCCAACUCAAUUACAAAUUAUUGAUGAAUUUGAACGUGACUAUCACCUACAACAAGCAUUAUGGUGGUAUACACGUGAGUGUUUUACCUUCAAAAUGCUCAAUCAAGCACUUCAAAUAUUGGACGCCAAUAUAAUUAUUAAUAUGGGCUUCUUUCUACGUGAUGUACAUCAACAAAUUCAACAGUUAUAUGAACAACAGGUCAGCAGUUAG
Molecule: messenger RNA, 540 nt
Organism: Adineta steineri
Lineage: Eukaryota; Metazoa; Rotifera; Eurotatoria; Adinetida; Adinetidae
Source: the annotation of a GenBank genome assembly